Messenger RNA from Scaptodrosophila lebanonensis, 5335 nucleotides. RefSeq names its product mediator of RNA polymerase II transcription subunit 1 (gene MED1). Gene Ontology annotation, biological process: regulation of transcription by RNA polymerase II. Gene Ontology annotation, molecular function: transcription coregulator activity. Gene Ontology annotation, cellular component: mediator complex. The coding region runs from base 286 to 4929 and encodes 1547 amino acids. The record is from RefSeq and is a predicted model, not a curated record. Lineage: Eukaryota; Metazoa; Arthropoda; Insecta; Diptera; Drosophilidae. The transcript has 4 exons.
GAAUGGCAAUUUUGCCGUUGCGGCGUUGGUUUCUUCAAGACCGAAAAUUUGUUAUUUUGUGGUUAUAAACAUGGUUUACAAAAUCAAUUAUUGCUUAAAUGUACUGAUCUAAUGUUAAUGUGCAACAAAAAAGUGGAAGACAACAGUUUAGAACGGAAUUAAGCGUGAAAAAUGACUGCGAAAAAUUAUUGAAAAAAAGUGCCGCGCGUGUGUGUAUAUGCGCAUAAUUGCGGCUCCUUAGGGGUGACAACAAUUCAAAGAAUAGCGACAGAUUGAGGCGCAAAAAUGAGCGGAGCAAACGCAAGAUCAGCGGCAAAUGCUGCCGGCUUUGUCAGCCACAUACCCAGCAUUGAGGAGAAGAACAAGCAGAUACAGCAGGAGACGAUGAUGGAGAAAUUGCGUGCCAAGUAUCGGAAUAAGCCAAAAACCUAUGAGGAAAUAAAAAAGUCGGUGCGCAUGUAUUUCAUAGAGAAGCAUUAUCCGCUUGAUCCGCUGUGCAAGGCGACACUCCAGUCAGCGCUGGACAAGCUUCAGCAUUAUAUUAAGGUCACCUCGCGGCAUGGUUUGGUGGAGCGCUUGGAGAGCUUGUCACGUCAGUUGGGCUUGAAAUUCGUUGAGGAUCAGCAGUUGCUAUUUAUUUCGACAGACAUGUUCUACGUAGAGAUUCAGCUAGAUGCCAGUGGCAAUUUAUCUGACGUUAAGGUGCACCACGAGUGCAAAAUAGACCAGCAGUCGAGUGAGCUGGUAAAUUGCCUUAAACGCGGCGAUUUUGCCGACUUCACUGUACAGCUGGAGGGUCUGUCCUCGAUCUAUCAGUUAAAUGCCGAGCCAAAGGUUAAGAAGAAGGCAUUUGUGGCACUGCAAGCCAUGGAGACGGACAUAUACAAUCUAUAUCAAACUCAAAACCACAAGGGGGACAGCUAUGACAUUAUGAGUAACUCAGCCGUUGGCUUGGUGCUCCAGCGUCGUGGUGGCCAUCCCAUGAAGCUCACCUACUUCUGCCCGCCCAUACAUUUGCCGGAAGGCGAGAAUAAAGCGACAUGCGACUUUACCAUUGAGCAGGUGAUGCGAAGUCCAAACGGAUUGAGUGCUACAGUCAACCUAGAAGGCUCCUCGGCAAAUAAACUACAAAUAAUGCCUAUCGUGACCUUUUCCCGCGAUGCCCAGACUGGCUUGGAUAUGCCUACAUAUGCGCCACUAACACAGAAUAACUCGAUGUUGAUGCCAGCAACUUAUGUGCUACGCCUAAACAAACCCAUGCCCGUUUGCUAUGAGACUUUGCGUGCUCUGGGUUUGCCACUGACGGGAGAGGCGGGCAGCGGCGUUGAAACGACGCCUGCGACAACGGUUAUGAACUUAAUUGUGCAAACAGCCUCGAGAAAUGCCAUUAAAAACACACAAAAGGGUCUCUAUGUAAAUCUGCCCAAGGAAACGCAUUGCUACUUCUUUACUGAUAAUCGAAAGCUGCAGGGGACUAUAAUUUCAUCUCUUCCAUUCACGGAGCCAUCGCAAGUGCCCAGAAUUAUAGCGUUCCUCAAAAAACAGGCACUCUUCUACACGUUGCUUUCGUCAUGCGUACGCGAACAGCAGAAACAAUAUAAUGAUAUGGACAGCACUGUUAUAUUGGAAGUAACGGCCGUGUCGUUUAACCAAAUAACCGUAGAAUUGCAGCAUCCCUACGAAGAGUCGUUGGCUACUGUGGAUUUUCUGCUCGAGGAGGGUCAAGCCACAUGUACCAUUUAUUGCUUGAGCAAUAACUAUGAUCUGCUCUCGCAAAAGCUAACGCGCACGGUGCGGAAAGUGUUAUCCAUUCCAAUGGUUAUUUACAAAUUGCUCAAGUGUUGGGACGAAGAACAUCAGCAGAAAUUGCAAGGAGUGAUUGGCACUGGAGUGGGGGGUGGCGGCGGUAGCGCAGGUUUUGGAAACAACAGCAGCAAUACUGGCGGUUCAAUGCCCAACACUGGCGGCAAUAGCUUCGGCCAGUUUGGUAUGGAAGCCAGUUCUGGAGAAGGCGGUGGCACUUUUACGAGUAUAAGUAGCCUUAAAAUGGACUCCAAGGUGCGUUCGCUGGCUGAUUCAUUUGCCGCAUCCACCUCCGCCGCAGCAGCCAUAGCAGGUCUGAUUAAUUUGAAGCGUGAAACGGAUCCUCAUGCAACAGCUGGCGCAUCGGGAGCCACGCCGCCGGUGUCUAAAAUGGACCUCAAUGUGCCAACUGGGGCACAGGCUGCGGGGCAGGGCAAAAGUAGCGACAUUGAGAUAGCGGACAAAUACAAAAAUAUCUGGAAGGAUAAAACACCUAAUUUAAAACACUGUGUCAGCAUUACGCCCAUUCCAGGCGAUGGAAAACUGCAAUCUCAGUCGCAGGGACAGCAACAACAGGUGCCCAACGCCAUGGAUGUAACACGCACGGGUGGCAUUGAAAUCAUACCAUUGAAUGCGCAGGCGAGCAACAACAGUGCAGCAAGUUCCAAUGCAGCCGCUACUACUAUCACCAUUACGCCGAUAACGGGUAAAGAGACUUCCUCUAAGGAGAAAAAAUCUGGUAGCAGUAGUAGCGGUUCCUCAAGUGUGGGGGGCAGUAGCAGCGGCGCCACAAAGCGACCACACGAUGGCGGUGGCAGCAGCAGUGUCAGCGGUUCCAGCACAGGCUCGUCAGAGCAAAAGGAGAAGAAGCGAAAAAAGAAACGAGAUGAUUCUCCUAUGGGCCCGCCCGAGAAGGUGUAUUCGCGUCAAAACUCACCUGCUGCCGGCAGCGAUCCCACCUCAGCUAGUGGUGUAGUUCGCAAGUUUUCUUCGCCCUCAUCCUCGCCUAAGGGUGGCGGCGGCGGCAGCAGUUCUGCCAGCUGUGCUGGUCUUAUGGCCGGAGUACCACCUGGCACCUCACUCUCAGCACGACCCAGCCCCAAGCACUCACCGGUGUACAGCAGUCCCAAGCACAAUACUGCCUCGAAUAGUCCCAAAUCUCCAUUUGGAACGCACUCACCCAAGCACGGCUCCUCGGGGAAGCCGAGCAUGUCCACCUUAAAAAGCGCUACAGCAGCCACUAGUCUCAGUCCCAAGGGUGAGAAGCCAGGCAGUGGUGGAACGGCAGGUGUACCUUCUAGUUCGACGGCUACGUCUGGUGGCAACAGCGGCUCUAUGGUGCGUUCAUUUGCCAGUGUGGGCGCCCCUGUGCCGCCUUUGGCUAGCAGUGUUGGUGGCGGUGUUAAACGCGACAAGGAUAAAUCGGGUGGCAGCUCCGCAAGCACGGGAUCAGUUUCGAAUGUGGUUAAUGCCGCUUCUAAUGUCGCAGGCGUAUCGCCAGCCACUGCAGCCAGCGUUGUUGCUGCAGUGGCAGCGGCAGCUGCCCUUAAGAAUUCACAACAGCAGCAACAACAGCAGCAGCAACAACACCAACAACAGCAACUAAAAUCUUCAGUGGCCAGUCUAUCGCAUUUGGCGGCGGGCGGUAAUUUGAACGACUAUGCUGUCGCGGCAGGUGCCGCUGCAGCUGCCUUGGAGUUAAGCGCUUUGCGCAAGGGCAUGGCAGGAGGUGCGGUUAGUUUGAUGACGUCGACGGCAGCUUUGGCAGCACAAACAACAACAAUAACAACAACAGCAGUGCCAGCAGCAACAACAGCAGCAGCAACAGCAACAAUGUCGGCGUCAGCAGCAACAUCAAUAGCAACAACAAUGCCACUGGGAACAGCGGCCUCAUCAAUGCUGGCAACAUCAACAUCAUUAGCAGCGGGAGCGGUGUCGGGGUCGGGGUCGGCGUCGGUGUCGUCAGCAACAGCAGCAGCGGGAGCAGCAACAACAGCAGCAAUGCAAAUGUCCCAACAGCCAGCAGUAGUGCCACAUAGUAGCACAAGCGCAGGCGGCGGAUUGGUCACUAGUGGCUGCACCGAAGCCGCCGGCAACAUCGGCAGCAGCAGCGCUCAAUCAACGGAAUAUAUGGUGAAGACGAGCAGUCAGGAGGGCCUAAAGCUGACCAUAAAUAAGACGAGCAAUAGUGGUAGUGGAGCUGGUGGUGGUAUUGGAGGUGGCAAUAACAACAAUAACAAUAAGAGCGGGGGCGCUGGACAUGCGUCCAGUGGUGGCGCCAGUAAGACGAAGAGCAGCAGUGGUUCGACCACUAGCAGCCUUAAGAAACAGCACACUGGCUUAAAACCGGGAGUGAACAGUGGUCCAGCUUCAAAAAAAGCGUCGGGCAAUUCCUCUUCCUCCUCUUCAUCGUCAUCAUCAUCCAGCACCAAGCAUGUAUUUCAAAAGGCCAACUCGUCCGGCAAUUUAAGCAAUAAGUUGAGCACCACCGGCGGUGGCGUGCCUCUAACCAAGAGCAAUAGCACUAAUUCAUUUGGGUCGGAGCAUGCGCCACCACGUCGUCGACCUAGCGUUGGGGGUUUGGCCAUUGGUGGCGUGCGAAAGGGCAGCAGCUCGUCGGCAGCCAGCUCGGGUGCCGUGUCUCCGGCGGCAUUAAGCGGUUCCAUGUCACAGCCGCCGCCGCGCUUCGACCAUCACACCGAUAUGAUGACCAUACUGCAAUAUGCAUCACCUAGCAUGGCCGCCAGCAUGGAGGGUUUCAUCAAGGGCCUGCACAACAAAUUCCAAAUACCCAAAUUGUCGCAGCGUGGCAGCGCAGGCGGUGGUGGCACCACAACUGGGCGCACAGAAGCAGCUGCGGGCACUCCACUAACAUCUCAGGAGAGCCACAGGGCAACGGAGCCACCACAGGUACCGAGCGCUAGCGAUAUAGCCGCAAUGGCUGCCACUUUGGCGGCCACACCUUCAACCAGUGGGAGUGGGAGUGGAAUUGGCAUCUCAAUGACAUCACAGAAGCCACCACCACCACCCGCAAGCGCGUCCGAUAUGUUGCUCAAUUUGACGAGCGGUGCCGUUGCCAACGAUGGCAUCGAUGAGGAACUGCUGGCCAGUUUGGCUGGCGAAUGACAGUCUCUUCGUGCUGCUCUAUGCGGCUACCAGCGCCUGGCAGUAUGCUAUAGUUAAUUAUUUUAGUGCUAAUAUACCCGGCCUCCGCGGCGCUCUGCAUUUGUUCACCCAUUUAGAAAUUUACCUACAUAUAUCCUCACUAUAUACUUAUUUAUAUACAUAAUUAUAAAUAAUAAGGACUGUUCGCUUAGUUGAGUUUCCUAUACUUUUGCCUUUUUGAAUCUUUCGGAAACAACACAAAUUCUUUGGUACAAAAACUGAAAAUCGAAAGUCGGCAGAAUUAUUGCGCGUUGUUUGUUCUUUGAAAUCAGCAGUAAGCCUGAAAUUUCGGUUUAACAUGGCUGAAAUGAUGAUAUUAAUUUAAUAUAUUUACGGAAUUGUAAAGUAUUGUUAUAAGAUACAUUAA